AUGUCUCACCUUGGCGUGUCAGUCAACGUCGGCCAACACCACAAGCCGGAUGUCGUCAAGUCUUGCAGACUACAACCGAGUGCAGUUGACCCCCAAGGCCACGGACCCAGCAGACCAGCUCGUCGGAGGCUGUGGUCCCAGUUGCGCGGCGCGGCGAUCGAUGACGCCCAACGGCAGAUGGGCGAUUUUUACGUCCCUCCCACAUUCCACUUGCAUUCCACCGGUCCUGUUCCUCAACGGCGUCCCGAAGCUAGUCUCGACAUUGGCUGGGCGCUGGUCAAGAUAUGCAACGGCCACAAAACAAUGGAGAAAGCAAAGAAGGCAGUUUCUAACUUCCUCUCUCAGGACGGCAAGCACAAGACUACGGUCGACGAGGAUGUUCGAGAAGCUGUUACCGAGGAACACGUGUAUCCCGAGCAGCAUGAGCAAAUAGUCACUGCUGUGAAUCGCGAGGUCCACCAAGACCACCACCAGACGGUGAUCCAGCCCAUCAAAGCAAAGGAAACAGUGCCCGAGAAGCACACCUACAACGCCGUUCCUGUCGAGCACAAGACCGUUGAGCACGGAAACAAGGAGGACGUCCAAGCUGCUCUGCAAAAAGACGCCGCAAAUUACGUCAACAGCUCGACUACACAUGACACCAAACGCACGGCCACGGCCGCUCCCGCGGUCCAAGGAGAGCACACGCAGCACCAUGUCCAUCAUCACAUUCAGCACGUCAUCGAGAAAGAGACGAUCCAGCCAGAGUACAUCCACACCACGGUCCCGGUCCAUGAAACACAUCACGCCAAGCCCAUCCACCACGAAGCCACUGUUCUGCCGGCCAAGUCUCUGGAAGAGUACACUGCUAGCCGUGGAGACUUGCAGGCUCAUCCUACCAACAAGGUGAAAGAGUUCCCAGGCUGCCCAACGUUGAAGGACAAGUCUCUUGAAUCAAAGUCGCAGGGCCAACAGGCCAUUCAUGGACAUUAA
Messenger RNA from Metarhizium album ARSEF 1941, 972 nucleotides. RefSeq names its product allergen. Lineage: Eukaryota; Fungi; Ascomycota; Sordariomycetes; Hypocreales; Clavicipitaceae. The coding region runs from base 1 to 972 and encodes 323 amino acids. The record is from RefSeq and is a predicted model, not a curated record. The transcript has 4 exons.